CAGCCUCUCCACGUCCAGUCCAGAGCAUACUACAAACACCUUCGGAGAGCUCGAGAAGCAUCAUCGGCCAGUCUGUCCGUGCUGUGGCUUUGGUUCUUGCUUGAAUUGCGAGGAAAAGAACUUGCCUGUGAAUUCGAGUGCGGGGAAGCCGACAGCACCAACCCAUCCGCGCAGUGGAUGGCGUGAUCGCGUCAGAGUGUCUCUCUUCUAGUUAUUUGCUUGCCUGCUUAUCAUACUCUCUCCACCCACCGCGCAAUCCUUGCAGCGAUGUCUCCCGCCAGCGAUGCUCUAGAUGGAGUCACUCAACCGUUACUCGCGCAGCAGACCGAGAGAGAUUAUGCGGCCAUCAGUACACAAGACCACCCGGAAGCGGACGAGCAUCGACCUGGUGCCUUCAUGCGCAAUCUCGGCACCAUCGAAGCUUUCGGCAUCAUUAUCAGCAUUGUGAUUGGAAGCGGAAUCUUCACGUCUCCCGGCUCGAUUGACACCAAUGUGCCUUCGCCCGGCGUCGCACUCGUGGUAUGGCUGGUGGGGGGAAUCCUAGCCUGGACCGGCGCAACGACCAUGGCCGAGCUGGGCACUGCCAUUCCUGGUGAAGGUGGUGUGCAGCCAUAUUUGCAGUAUAUAUUCGGCGAUCUCUGCGGCUUCCUGGCCGCCUGGACCUGGAUCAUCGCCGUUAUGCCGGCGACCCUGGCCAUUCUCAGCAUUGUCUUCGUUGAGAGCAUCUACUCAGCUGCCGGGGUGACCGAUCAAGCUGCUGCACUAUCUCACAAGCUACUAUCGAUUCUGAUUCUGGUGGUCGUGAGUGUAGCAAACUCGAUUAGUACGAAGACCAGUACACGACUCAAUGGGUUCUUCGUGAGCACGAAGUUUGUCACGAUCGCUGCGGUGGUCUUGGCAGGACUGGGCGUUGUCGUCGCUCAUUUGGUCCGGGUUGAUAGUGUCAAUGGGUCUCCAGAUUGGUUUCAGAAAUCCUGGUUCGGCUAUCGCAACACAGUCACCCCGGAUGGCACCGUGAUUGACUGGCAUGAGGUGGCUGGAUGGGAAAUGCUCGGUUACUACUCAACCGCCUUGUACGGUGCGCUCUGGGCUUAUUCGGGAUGGGACAAGGCCAUUUACAUCAGCGCUGAAAUGUCGGCACCAGCACGCCAGCUACCCUUGGCCAUCAACUCCGCGGUUCCCAUCAUCAUUCUCUGUUUUAUUGCCGCCAAUGCAGCUUAUUAUAUCCUUCUCCCAUGGGAUGUAGUUUCCACGACGGACAGUGUCGCUGUAACUGCCAUCACGCAUCUUCUCGGCCCAGCGGCGGGCAUAAUUGCAGCGUUCCUGAUUUGCCUCGUCGUCGCCGGGUCUCUGCUGGGCAACUCCUUCGUCGCUGGACGCAUGGUUGUGGCCGCCGCCAACAGAAACUGGCUGCCUCAGAUCCUUGGAGUCAUUGGGCAGCUCGGACAACCAUCUUCCGACUCGAACCUGACAGUCGGCUCCGAUGCGCCCAUCAACGCUAUAGUUCUAUCCACCAUUCUGCCCAUCUUCUAUAUCCUGUUUGGCAACUUCCGUGCCCUGCUGACCUUCAAUGGUCUGGGGGAGUACUCGUUCUUCUUCCUGACCGUAGUCGGCGCGAUUCUGCUCCGCUUCCGAGAGCCCACUCUUGAGCGGCCGUACAAGCCCUGGAUCGGCAUUCCGGUGGUCUUUGCGCUGGUCAGCGGAUUUGUGGUGACGCGCGGAGCGGUCUUUGCACCGUUCCAGGCGGUCAUCCUGAUUGUGGUUUGGGCCCUGGGGGCAGGAUUCUAUGUGGUUCGCAGCCGGUGGCUGAAGGGUGGCGAGGGAUCUGCUGCGGUAGCCACGGGGGAUGCAGAGGGGGAAGAUGCGGAGUAGUGCUGCAAGAUCAUCAUGUGCUCUUCUCACGGUUGCUCCGGCCUGUGAGAGCUUGACGGUCGCCAGUGCGCGCGACCUUGUGCAAGAUGGAAUCGGCACUCCUCCCGGUGGCCGCUACCACGGGAUUAAUAUAAAACUUGUAUUGUCGACCUAGAAGCAGGCUAGAGGCUACCAAGUUUGUAGAAAGGACAAUAGUCUAACGACGAAUACAAACCUUCUAGAAUAUUGUUCGCUAUGGCUAUGUGCUCUGGGUUAUCUCGUUCACCAGUCGACUGAUAUACUCGACUAAUGCCAAAACCUU
This is a messenger RNA of Aspergillus saccharolyticus JOP 1030-1, 2173 nucleotides long. Its product is annotated as amino acid transporter. Lineage: Eukaryota; Fungi; Ascomycota; Eurotiomycetes; Eurotiales; Aspergillaceae. Gene Ontology annotation, molecular function: L-amino acid transmembrane transporter activity. Gene Ontology annotation, biological process: amino acid transmembrane transport. The record is from RefSeq and is a predicted model, not a curated record. The transcript has 4 exons. Bases 268 to 1872 code for a protein of 534 amino acids. Gene Ontology annotation, cellular component: membrane.